AUGCCUCGUAAAGCCUCCCCAGCCUACGUCCUCGGCGUGGGCAUGACCAAGUUCAUCAAGCCUCGCGGCAAGGUCGACUAUAUGGAAGUUGGCUUUGAGGCGGGUGUGAAAGCCAUGCUCGAUGCACACAUCAACUACGAUGAUGUUGACCAAGGGGUCGCCUGUUAUUGCUAUGGCGAUUCUACCUGCGGACAGCGAGUUUUCUAUCAAUUCGGAAUGACCCAGAUCCCCAUCUAUAACGUCAACAACAACUGCUCAACAGGAAGUACGGGUUUGAAUAUGGCGAGGCAGGCGGUCGCAUAUGGCGCUGCCGACUGUGUCCUCGUUGUCGGUUUUGAGAAGAUGUCUCCUGGUAGCCUGCAAAACUACUUCAACGACCGUGACCCGCCCAUGGGCACCACAAUGAAAGUUAUGCAGGCCACCCGAGGUAUCACUAAUGCUCCUUCGGCCGCUCAACUCUUCGGCAAUGCUGGCCGUGAGUAUAUGGAGAAAUAUGGUGCCGCAGCCGAGGAUAUGGCUGAGAUCGCUCGAGUUAACCAUGAGCACAGCAAGCGAAACCCCUACUCGCAGUUUCAGCAGGAGUACACAUUGGAGGAAAUUCUCAAGUCACCCAUGAUUCACGCUCCUCUAACCAAACUACAAUGCUGUCCCACCUCCGACGGCGCAGCGGCCACCGUUGUUGUGUCACAAGAAUUCCUAGACAAGCGACCACACCUAAAGUCUCAGGCCAUUCUUAUCGCAGGCCAACAGCUCGCCACCGAUUCUCCAGAUCUAUUUAACCGCUCCGCCAUCGAUUUAAUCGGUGCUAAGAUGUCGGAGUUUGCAGCCAAGGAGGCUCUGAAGCAGGCAGGCAUCACUGCCAAUGAAGUCAGCGUCGUGGAAGUCCAUGAUUGCUUCAGUGCCAACGAAUUAAUCACAAUUGACGCCAUUGGACUUUCUCCCAAGGGCAAAGCGCACGAACUUGUGCGCGCUGGUGGCAUCACAUAUGGAGGAAAAUAUGUCGUCAACCCCUCAGGUGGGUUGAUUUCCAAGGGUCACCCUCUUGGAGCUACUGGUCUCGCGCAGUGUGCCGAAUUAGUCUGGCAUCUCCGAGGGUGGGCCAACAAUCGUCUGGUCAAAGACACCAAAUAUGCUAUGCAACACAAUCUUGGCCUGGGCGGCGCUGUUGUAGUCACCAUCUACAAACGUGCUGACGGACAGGCCGCAUCCCCAGUAUCGGACGAGCAGGUGGCUAAGAUCACCGGUCUCGGUUACAACCCUGCAACUCAAGCAAAGGGAUUCACAGCCGACCAAGUUAAACAAGCCGUAUCCCAGAAGAACUUCUCAGACUGGGCUCUGCAAGAUGUAGGCACCAAGGUCCAAUCAAGAUUUUAG
This is a messenger RNA of Exophiala aquamarina CBS 119918, 1374 nucleotides long. RefSeq names its product sterol carrier protein 2. NCBI's taxonomy places the organism in Eukaryota, Fungi, Ascomycota, Eurotiomycetes, Chaetothyriales, Herpotrichiellaceae. The record is from RefSeq and is a predicted model, not a curated record. Bases 1 to 1374 code for a protein of 457 amino acids. Gene Ontology annotation, molecular function: acyltransferase activity, transferring groups other than amino-acyl groups. The transcript is spliced from 2 exons.